AUGAAAGUACACUUGGGGUCGCAUUCAGAUUCCUUAUUCCUAACGCACAUACAGUUGCCACCUGAUCCUGAGAAGCCGCAGAAGGAGCAGCAGGAAACAGAUCAUGUAAUUAAGACCAAGGAUAAGAAGGAGAAGAAGAAAUAUGUUAGUAAGAAAAAAGAAAUCGAAGCAUAUUAUAACAAAUUGGAUCAGAAGGAGCCCAAAAAGAGACCACAAACCUCUAGAGCUUGUAUGAAUGAGCCAGAGAUAACUGCUAGUGAGCUACUUGAUGAUAAUUCUGUCCUGGUGUUCUGUAAGUUAUGAAAAUGUGCCUUCCAGCCAUUUCAAAUAAAAAAGAUUGUCACUAUGAAGAUGCUAUCUGUUUUGAGAAGUCAUUAUAACAAAAGAGGAAUUUUUAAAUUUGAUCAUUUUACUAAAUUCAAAGACACUAAAAGGACAUGUAAGGUGUGUGAUUUAUGAUACCAAAUCAUUAUUGCUGAGCAUGAUUUGAUCCAUACAACAGAACGUUUUGCAAAACUCCAAGGAAUUCCAAUAGAAGACCCGAAUAAUGAGAAAUAAAGUGGUCAAAGACAAAAAUUACAUCACUUCUGAUAUCUUCAAGUGUAAGCUAAAACAGUGGAGACUAAUGUUUUACUUUGAUGUAAUGAGAGAUUUUCCUUUAAAAGAUCUACUCAAGAAACAGAAGCUUAAAAAUGGAUUAUAUUUACAGAUGCGCUUGGCUAACUAUAUAACAAAGUUUCCGCUUAACUACAAGGAUCUCAUAGAAACUUCGAAGCCCAAGAACUCACUUAUGACACCAAUGAGAAGGAUGAUGGCUAGUCAUAGAAAAAGAUUAUCUUCUACCAAAAAUGUGCUUAAGUCUAAAUUUGUUGAUGAUGCCUUGAAGCACUACAAAGUAAAUAAGAGUCGAGAGAUAAAAUUUAAAACCAGAUCAGAUUCUUUUGAGGCUGAAAUAAGCAAGCCAUGCCAAGAAAUCCCUCGUAAGCAUGUAAAUCUGAAUUGAAACAAGCUCAGGAUUCAUUAUUUCUUCACAGAGGAUUAUACAAUAGAUUCUUUCAUUAAUAACACUGUUGUUGAUCUCCGACUGACUGACGGUGAAAGCUGGAAGGAGGUCAUUGCGGAAGGUAAGAUCACCCUAGGAUCUGUGGAUAAGGUGGUGAACUCCACUAUCCAUAACAUUGUUUAUAAACAAUCUCAUAAGGGAGAAAACCUAGAUGAAAUAAUUCGCAUGGAAAACGUUAAUGCUUAUAUGUUCUUUAAGAACAACCAGCUUGAUCCUUACUAUAUGAAAGUGAAAGUGAGUUAUAAGUUCGACCAGGAAAUCCAAACAGAAAAGUUAGAUUUGUGGAAGUACAAUGGCAUCUUCUUGCCUAAAAAUUCGUACUUCAACAGUAAUGCUUUGCCGAUUGAAUGGCUUGAGAUGUUCGAAAGAAAAGAAACAUUAGUUGAAUUAGAAGAGAAAGAGACAGAAGCAAUAAUGAGCUCGUUCAUAAAAUAGACAGAAGGCUGGGUGUCCUAUUGACCCUGUAUCGUUUCUGAACAGGAUUAAUCUCAAGCCUAAAAGGCCAAAAUCAAGCUACAAUGGGUUUUCAUUUAAAAAGCCAUGCGGACCAGUACAGUCAGGAGUUCUUGGGAGUUUCACUUACUUAGAUUCCAAGAAAGACCUAAAGCCAACUGAUUCUGAAGCUACUAAAGAUAAAAAGAGAUGCAAGAAAGGGAAAUCGCCAAAAAUUUUGACUCUAAAAUCCAGAUUAAGAACUCUUUCAGAGAUAGAGAAAAGUGUGGAAAUUGCGAACGAGAAGAAGGGAUCUCCACUCAAAAAUAAGAAAAUUUUAAAGUCACCCAAGAAAAAGAGGAAAGCAAGGAAUACAUCUUCCCAAAUGAUGACUAAACAAAGAAAGUUUCCUCUAGUCCCUCUAUUGGGUAGGAGCAAAUCCCAGGUGUCUAUUGAACCUUUAGAAGAUGAUCCUCAAGCUCUCACAGCUAAAAAUGGUGAGAAUGAUGACUGUGAUCAUACUCUACCAACAAAAAGAAAUCGCACAAAAACUAGAGAGAAUCUCAUCAAGCAAAGAAUUAAAAGUGCAAGAAGAGAUCCUUUUGGAGAUAACAAGGGGAUUGACCUAAGGAUUAAGGUAAAAAGUGCCAGAAAUAAUCAAAGCUCCAAGAGAAGACCCAAGACGGCACGAAUGAUUGCACACAGGCCUGGAAACAAAUAUACAAAGAAAAUCAACCAGUUCACAGGAAAAGUUAAUAUAAUGGCUGUUAAAGUUCCUUUUAAGUCAUCAAAGCAGACUCGAAAAGCUAUUGAUAUCGACGAUUUCAAUGUUGAUGCUGAAAUGGAUGAGAUCGAGAAGAAUAUCCAAAACCGAGAGCAUUCUAGUAUAUUCGAAUUUAGUUCACGACCAUAUGACCAGGAGAUAACUCUGACAAAGAGAGGGAAGAGGUUCUCAGAGACUCAAACUACUGAUAAAUCAGCAUCAUACUUCUCAAAGAGAAGGAAUCAGCCAAAGAAAGAAAAGCCUGUAAAAGACCUCUUUUUCUCUCAUAAGUCAGUAUUCAAAAAAGGGAAGUCAUUGAAGGACCUGAAGAAGAUGAUUUAGAUAAGUUGUGAAGUUAAAGAAUGU
Molecule: messenger RNA, 2624 nt
Organism: Moneuplotes crassus
Lineage: Eukaryota; Ciliophora; Spirotrichea; Euplotida; Euplotidae
Source: the annotation of a GenBank genome assembly